Molecule: messenger RNA, 3560 nt
Organism: Notothenia coriiceps (black rockcod)
Lineage: Eukaryota; Metazoa; Chordata; Actinopteri; Perciformes; Nototheniidae
Gene: pxk
Product: PX domain containing serine/threonine kinase
Exons: 9
Biological process (GO): early endosome to late endosome transport; negative regulation of monoatomic ion transport; protein targeting to lysosome
Cellular component (GO): late endosome; plasma membrane; early endosome
Molecular function (GO): ATP binding; phosphatidylinositol binding; actin binding
Source: RefSeq, a predicted model, not a curated record
GGUCUGAAGCUCCUCCACGAUGGCGGCCUGUUUUUCGGACACCUGCACACGUCCAACGUAAUUGUGGAUGACGGUGUGUGUCGACUGAUGGAUGUGGAGAACGGCAUGCUGGGAGUUCCCUCAGCGCUGCGACCGGCCUUCAUCCAGCUCAGGAAAAUCAAUACCACAGAGAGCAUCGACGUCUUCUGCUUUGGACAUUUACUCUACGAGAUGACGUACGGCCGACCGCCGGACAGCGUCCCCGUCGAACAAUACCCCGAUGUCCCCUACACUGCUGUGGUGUCAGUGCUGCAGUCCAUUCUGUCCGCAGAGGCCUGUAAGAGCGGGAUGCCAACAUUGUCGGCGCUCAUGCAGACACCGCUGUUCAGUGACGUCCAGCUCCAACACUCAGAAAAACUCCAGAUCAAGGUUCCCAGCAGGCUAAAAGAGGCGCUGAAGACGGCGAAGGAGAGUCUGGAGAGGAGGCUGCAGGAGGAGCAGAGAGUGUGCCACCAACACAGAAGGCUGACCCGAGCGAAGUCUCACCACGGCUCAGAGGAGGAGAAGAAGAGGAGGAAGAUUCUGGCGAGGAAGAAGUCACGACAGUCGGCUUUUGAAAAUGAAGAAGACGUCUCUGUCAGAAACAACAAUAACUCUGGUUCUGGAGCCAGUUCACCUCCCACAUGCCCCUCCUCGCCCACCCCCCCAUCCACCACAGGAGCCCUGCCUGUUCCUCCCCCGCCUCCUCCUCCUCCUCCCCCUCCUGCACUGGACUCUCCCUCCUCUCGUCCUCCUCCUCUCUCCUCUGAUGGAGCGGGAGGAGGUCGCACCGCCUUGCUAAGCUCCAUCCAGGGCUUCAGUAAGGGAAAACUGAAGAAGUCCGAGACCGUCGACCACAGCAAACCCAUUACCUGACCCCCCCCGCCUCCACCUCCUGUCCUCCACCAGGAGACCCCCGCCACCACGACGCCGCCGACCCCCUGGUUCUGCACUGCCGUCCAUGUGAUUCAGUUUUGUUUUUACCGCUACUCCUGCUUUUUUCAGCUUUUACAUUUUAAAAUCUGUGGUGGGAGAGAGUAGAGUCCUUUUAGGAACUGAACAAUCAUCUGAAGGUUUGUCCACUUUGACUGCAUUCUCAUGAGGAGACACCGGGCUCCAGAUAAAAACGCUGGUAAACUGGGUGUAGUUGGGUAUUUGCUGCUGCUUCUUUUCUGCUUGUAAAAGUGGUGGGAUUUGAACAUUUUGGAACCACUAUGGAUGCUUCAUCCCGCUGAUCAUGACAUGAAUUUCAUGGAGUCGAAACUCUAAAUCAGUGCUCUGACACUGUGGCGCUGCACUGCUUCUGUAUCUGGUCCAAACACAAGAAAGUUGGUCCAAACCUUUCCUCGUUUGCAGUCAUCUCAAAAUAUCCAAAUUCGAGUAGACUGUCUCACUGCAGGAAGUCCGUAUGGCUGCAAAGCUAAAUGUAAUUCUUGUCUUUAAAUAUUUUUUAUUUUCCUAAAAUAAAUGGGGGAAAAAAACCUUUUAGUGCAAAAAUAUUCAACUUCUCUAUUUUAGAUUUAUCUAAAAAUGCAUGUUUAUAAGGGAGUUCGCUGGAUUUGAAGUGAGAAAAAAAUAUUUACAUAAAAGAUGAUUCUCAUCAGAAGCAAGUGGGAAAUGAAAGCCCAGAUGCAUUUCCACUUGUUUUAGGAGUAUAAAACUCAAGUUACAGACAGAAAUGACUUGAUACAAGGAUGUUGGCUGCAGUGUGUCUGUCUGAAAGUCAAGCUGGGAUCACACCUGGUUUUGUUUGAUCUGAAUGAGAGAGAGAGAUUUGUUUGACUUUGUUGCGUUUUGAGAUUCUUACAGUGAGAGCAUCUUUGUUAAAACCAUGACAUGGAUGCUCUGCGGUGUUUGUACUUCUAAAUUAAGAAACCCCACAUCAUUCUGUUCAGCUCCUAAGAAAGAGAUCGCCAUCAUACUGUAACAUCUGCCACACGUCACUAAGAGAUGUCUGGCCGAUAACGUGGCAGAGUAUAAAGGUAGUGUGUGCCACUACUAUUGCUUGUGCAGCUGCUCCCUCCUUUGGAAAUAAUGGCUUUGCUCUACACAAUGUCAAACUUGCACUUUUUGGUGUGAAAGACAGAGAUACAUGUCAGACAUCUGCUCUGUCUGUCUGCUCGGUCAGAGAAACAUGGAUCCACAGCUGUGAUUGUUUUUAGGGUCUGAAAUUAAUCUUAAAUACUUUUUCUUCACCCGGAUCACUAACAAUGUGUCAUAUUUUUAUAUUAUUUUGCCUCUUUGCAUGACAAUAAAUUCCUACUAUUUCACAUUUCUGACCCAUACUGCUGCUUGUCCAUUAACUUGACGUCACUGUUGACCUUAUCCCAAAUGAUCCAUCAUUCUGUAGAUUUCCUUCCUUCAUGUUUGAGUAAUCAAUCCAAAAUCAACUUGCAGAGACUAAUCCACCACAGUCAAUAUUUACUGACGUUUAGUUUGACUUUAUCACUUCAUAGUCAUGUGGUUUUUUAAAGUUGUAAUAAAAAGAAUAACCCAACUUCAAAUUGGGAUUCAAGCAGCAUCUUUGCUCAUCCUGCAGAAUUUGGAUUUGAAUAUCAUAUUAUUAACUAAUGCAACACAUUUUGAAAUAAGUAAUCAAGCUAUCGGUCAAAAUUGGGUUUGGAAAAUGUUGAUUUAGGAAAAGCCUGAUUGGUUUAUCAGUAUUGAUUUAUUUGAUUAUCACCAAUAAAAGCUAUAGGUGGAUGUUAUUUAUGUCUUUAUAGAAAUAACCUGAAGGAAGGAGAUCGGUCCUUGUUAUCGUUUGAUUUGAUCAUUUGAUCUUCACUGUCGGUGCAAAUUGUUUUUGUUAAUCAUCUCUGCUGACAGCAUUGUAACCUUUUACCUUCAUUUGACUUUCAUUGAGGCUUAAUUUCCGACCCUUAAAGUGCUGAUUCCUGGUAUUCUAAGUCUUUUAUUGCAUCUGUUUAUAUUCUGUUGUAUUUUAUUAUGUGUUGUCACAGAGCUGAGAUUAUUUUAUCGUCCCAUAUGGAUCCUUGUGCCUAUGGAAAUAUGAAUGUUUUCUUUUAAGAUAUAAGUGAUAAUAUCCUCUAUAUAUACCAGAUGAUCUGUUUGUACAAAGUUCUGUCUUCAGGUUAGGCGAUGUUCAUUCAGAUGGACGUUGAAUUGCAUCAGUAUGUUUGUCUGCAGCACUUUAUCUACGAGGGGUGAGGGACAAGAGGUGUAUUAUUUUUAUUUUUUGAAACAAUUAAAAGCCCAAGAGCGGUCCUGGAUUACAAGUAAAAUGGUAUGAAAACCACUCUUCAAUCUCCAGUAGGUAAAUGUAUCAACUGUUUUGCCUUGUUAUCGCCUUCAAAAUCAACAAUAUCUCCUCUACAAUAAAUGCAUCUGCAAAAUAACCCUCCUCAUCAUGUAUAUUUACAUUUAAAUACAAAAUCUAGAAAGCCUGUUGUUAUGAAAACUAUUUGAAUAAAAAUGUUUCAGUAAAAUUGAGAGUAAAUUGCGAUCUUUGCAAAUACUUGUGAUGAACUGUGUUGUUUUUAAUACACCUAAAAAAGUGUUUUAAUAAACAAAGAUUAAAGUUU